AUGUUUCUUAACGACAGUCUGCCGCCUAAUGCCAUCCUUAUCGAGUAUAUUCCAAAUCUGCAACAAAUCGACCUAUCCAACUUUUCGAAAAAACGCCUGGCUAAACUCCGUGAGAUUCUCGACAACAUUCACAAAGCAAAGGUUCUCCAUGGUGAUCCGAGACCGCGCAAUAUGAUGGUAUCCUUAGCGGAGUAUGAAAGGGUACUCUGGGUAGACUUUGAUUCUGCCCAGACAUUUCCAGAGGAUGAUCUCUCCCUAAGACAAGCGAAAUGGGUCGAAGAAGAGGUUGAGAUAGUAGACUACUUUGUUGAUGCUUUAGCUCAAGAUUUCGAAGAAGGCAGGCUGAAUCGCACAAUUUCGUACUAUUACGACUGGUACAAGUAG
Molecule: messenger RNA, 384 nt
Organism: Aspergillus melleus
Lineage: Eukaryota; Fungi; Ascomycota; Eurotiomycetes; Eurotiales; Aspergillaceae
Exons: 2
Coding region: 1-384 (127 amino acids)
Biological process (GO): protein phosphorylation
Molecular function (GO): ATP binding; protein kinase activity
Source: RefSeq, a predicted model, not a curated record